AAAUCGUUCGGAUGUGAGUCAGGGACGGAAUCCGGAUCGACACAAACGUAAACACAGCUGGCGGCGCGGCAGUUUGGGAGAGGUGACCUGUUCAUGUGUUCGUGUACGUUUUGCCGAGAUGUCUCUCAAAGGACGAUUUCUCAAGCCAGGAGACGACAGCAACUACGCCGAGGACCGCAGUGACGUGGAGCCCACCAGUGGCACCUCCUUCAUCUUCAACCCUAACCGUAACCUGAGUCUGCAGGCACAACGGCAGCGUCUCCCAGUCUUCUCACUGCGCAGCCACAUACUUUACCUUCUUGAGAAUUACCAGACGGUUGUUGUCGUUGGUGAAACAGGAUCAGGGAAGAGCACUCAGAUCCCUCAGUACCUCCAGGAGGCAGGCUGGGGGCAGGACGGAAUGAUCUGCAUAACGGAGCCUCGCCGUGUAGCCUGCACCACCCUAGCUGAGCGAGUUGCUGAGGAAUGUGAUGUGAUACUGGGCAGGGAGGUUGGUUAUGCUAUUCGCUUUGACGAUCGCACCUCUCCGGGCGUGACGCAGAUCAAAUAUGUAACGGAAGGACUGCUGGUUCGAGAGAUGAUGGCAGAUCCACUGUUACGGCAGUACAGUGUCAUUAUGGUUGACGAGGUACAUGAGUGUACUCUCUUCACGGAUAUCCUGUUGGGAUUGCUGAAGAAGGUACAGCGGAAACGGAAGGACCUUAGGCUCAUUGUGUCAUCUGCUACAGUAGAUGCAGAUCAGCUCUUCCGAUUCUUCAACCACAAUGCGACGAAAGAUAAGACAAAGGACACAGCGGCAGUGGUGUCAGUGGAGGGGCGGAAUUUUCCAGUUGAUGUGUUUUAUUUGCAAGAGGCGGCUGCAGAUUAUGUACGAAGCAGUGUGGAUACAGUUCUAAAAAUCCACACAAAGGAAGGUCCUGGUGGAGUUCUUGUUUUCCUGACAGGUGUGGAGGAGGUGGACAAAUGUGUGUCUGCCCUAAGGGAGGAAAGCAGUAGGUUGGGGGAGAAGGGAGGCAAGAUGCAGGUGUGGCCUUUACAUGGCUCGCUCCACAACAGUGACCAGCUACAGGCAUUCCUCUCACCGCCACAGGGAGUUAGGAAGGUGGUGGUGGCAACCAACCUUGCUGAAACUUCCAUUACCCUGCCAGGCAUUGUGUUUGUUGUGGACUCUGGGUUUGUCAAGUUGCGCUGGUUCAAUGGGCAGUCAGAUGCACUGGUGGUGGUCCCAGCCUCCCAAGCCUCGGCCAAUCAGAGAGCGGGGCGGGCUGGACGCACUCGCUCUGGCCAGGUGUACAGGCUGUAUAAGGAAGAGGACUUUGCCACUCUCAGCCAAGCUACACCUCCUGAGAUGGUCAGAACUAACUUGUCCUCUGCUGUGCUUAACCUCAUGGCUCUUGGGAUAGAUAAUAUGCUGCGUUUUGACUUUCCAUCUCCACCGCCAGCCAGUCAUCUCAUAGCAGCCCUUGAUGAACUGUUUGCAUUAGGGGCUAUAGGAGAAGAUGGCCAGCUAACACGACCCCUGGGACAAAAUAUGGCUGAGUUACCCCUUCCUCCACAGCUGGCCAAGAUGUUACUGGUGUCAGGAGAGCAUGAAUGUUCUGAGGAGAUCCUGUCCAUCGUGGCCAUGCUUCAAGUACAGAAUGUGUUCAUCGACCCCAGAGGAGGACAGCGCCACAUAGCUAGAGCCAGGCAGCGUAACUUUCAGGUGAAGGAAGGGGACACACUGACUCUACUCAAUGUUUACAAGAGUUACCUGCGAAGUGGCCAGAGCUCGAAGUGGUGUGGGAGGUACUUCAUCAACUUCCGAGCAUUGCGUCGUGCAGUGGAGAUAAGAGGGCGAAUGGAGAGGCUCUUGAUGCAGUGUGGUGUUGAAAUGAAGUCUUGUGGUGGAAAUGUGGAGAGUAUCCGAAGGUGCAUCACAGCAGGUCUGUUCCCCAGCGCUGCCUUCCUCCACCACUCCGGCUGCUACCACUCUGUGCGUACCUCCCUGCCUCUUCACAUACACCCCUCCUCCACCCUGUACACCCUGCCCCAGCCACAGUGGGUGAUAUACCACGAGGUUCUGCACACCACCCAAGCCUUCAUGCGUGACCUGACCGUGAUAGAACCCUCCUGGCUGCUGGAACUGGCACCGCACUACUACGAGAAGACCCAGCUGGGGGACACCUAGCCCUCUGGCCCUAACAACCUGAAUUAAAUACUUUAAGAACUAAA
This is a messenger RNA of Scylla paramamosain (green mud crab), 2214 nucleotides long. Its product is annotated as probable ATP-dependent RNA helicase DHX35. The record is from RefSeq and is a predicted model, not a curated record. Gene Ontology annotation, cellular component: intracellular anatomical structure; catalytic step 2 spliceosome. The transcript is spliced from 15 exons. The coding region runs from base 119 to 2170 and encodes 683 amino acids. Gene Ontology annotation, molecular function: ATP hydrolysis activity; helicase activity; RNA binding. NCBI's taxonomy places the organism in Eukaryota, Metazoa, Arthropoda, Malacostraca, Decapoda, Portunidae.